AUGGUGCCCUGGGACCGGAAAGCUGUGCCACAGUGGUGGGCAGGAAGUAACAAAAAUACCAAUCCCAGUGCUCACAAUAAUGGAUGUUUAUCUAUCUGGAAUGGAGAUGAUGAUACUAGUGGUAAUUUUGGAGGAGGUGACAAUAUUAAUGGUGGUGACGAUGCUGAUGUUGCUGCUGCUCUGGUGAUCAUGAUGGCCAACAAAGAGAUAAAGAAGAAAGUCUUAUUUAUGCUUGCUGAUAUUCAUGGGAAACAGGAAGGAGACUGGCUGAAUGGGAGCAGAAGAGGAGGAAGGCUUAAUUUUAAAGCCCAGACCACUGUGAGAGAAGGGAAGUUUGAGUGGAGGGGCUCUGAGCAACUGGAAGGGAAACUAGAGGAUAGUACACCCUACAUGAAGAAGUGGAAGGCCCGGCAGACAAACCUUGUCUACAUGCCCUUUCUAAAAGGAGAUAUUGAUGAAAGGUCAGAUUCAGGCACAUUGCCUAGUCACUUUCCGCAGUCCAAGAUGUGGAACCGUGAACUUGAUGAAUUCUGGGAAGAAUCUUCUGCUGACUCUCAACUUUUCCUGGAAAAAAUGGAUCAUUCCCACCAUACCAUGCAACCUUCUCACCAUCACCCAGCCACUUCAGCCUCACACUCCCAUGGUGGAGGAGACAGCAACAUGAUGAUGAUGCCUGUGACCUUCUACUUUGGCUUUAAGAAUGUGGAACUACUGUUUUCUGGUUUGGUGAUCAAUACAGCUGGAGAAAUGGCUGGAGCUUAUGUGGCAGUGUUUUUACUAGCAAUGUUCUAUGAAGGACUCAAGAUAGCCCGAGAGAGCCUGCUGCGUAAGUCACAAGUCAGCAUUCGCUACAAUUCCAUGCCUGUCCCAGGACCAAAUGGAACCAUCCUUAUGGAGACACACAAAACUGUUGGGCAGCAGAUGCUGAGCUUUCCUCACCUCCUGCAAACAGUGCUGCACAUCAUCCAGGUGGUCAUAAGCUACUUCCUCAUGCUUAUCUUCAUGACCUACAACGGGUACCUCUGCAUUGCAGUAGCAGCAGGGGCCGGUACAGGAUACUUCCUCUUCAGCUGGAAGAAGGCAGUGGUAGUGGACAUCACAGAGCAUUGCCAUUGAUGUCAAACUCUGGUGUGGCCUUAUCGAUUGCAGUGGGAAGCUGUUCAAGACUUGAAGAUGUGAUUUCCUGCUCCAAUCAUCCCUUCUUGCUCCUCUUUGUGCACGUACACACACACACAAACACAGACACACACACACACACACACACACACACACACACACACACACACACACACCGUGCUCAACAGAGGUUUAGUUUACAGUCUCUGAGCUAAA
Messenger RNA from Rhinopithecus roxellana (golden snub-nosed monkey), 1332 nucleotides. RefSeq lists its product as uncharacterized. The transcript is spliced from 5 exons. Gene Ontology annotation, molecular function: copper ion transmembrane transporter activity. The record is from RefSeq and is a predicted model, not a curated record. Gene Ontology annotation, biological process: copper ion transmembrane transport. Lineage: Eukaryota; Metazoa; Chordata; Mammalia; Primates; Cercopithecidae. The coding region runs from base 1 to 1116 and encodes 371 amino acids. Gene Ontology annotation, cellular component: membrane.